GUGGUGUUCAUGAAGGGCAGUCCGGCGCAGCCCCUCUGCGGCUUCAGCAACGCCGUCGUGCAGAUCCUGCGCCUGCACGGCGUGGAGGAUUACCGCGCCCACGACGUCCUGCAGGACCCCGACCUCCGCCAAGGAAUAAAAAACUACUCUAACUGGCCUACCAUCCCACAAGUAUACCUCAACGGGGAAUUCGUUGGUGGCUGUGAUAUACUCCUCCAGAUGCAUCAGAAUGGAGAUCUCGUAGAAGAGCUGAAGAAGCUGGGAAUCCGUUCAGCGCUUCUGGAUGCAGAGAAAGAAAAAGACCAAGACAAAAAGUAAAACGAGCGAAAAAGAUGCUGUGACAGGAAUAAAGCAAAUCUUCGCUAAGAACUUGUUACCAGUAAAGCCUUAUGUACUUUAGCUCAAAGAAGGCAUCUUUUUGAACUGACACUAAGAUUUAUCUGUGAAUGUCUGUUAGCUCAUGGUAAAUGUAGUGAUCUUGGUAUUUUGAUUUAUGGGUAUUGUGAAAAUUUGAAUAUAACCACUGCACUGUAAAGCAUACAUUUGUGGAAAUGGUGUUUUUAAAAAAAAAAUCACUCAAAAAGCAUUCAAUUCUUGAUUGAAGCAGAAGUAAACCAAAAGAACUAAUAUUUUUAUGGAUUUUGAGUGUGUGUUUCUCUGUUCUUUGUUACGCAAACCUAUGCAAACAGUGUUUGCAUUCCCUUGCUCCUCUGGAAAAAGUGUUAAGUAAUAGUGCAUCAGUUUUGCUGUAUAACUGCUGGUGAUAAGACUUCCUGAGAGCCUGUAAAACUUUUGUAAUCACAUAUGAUAGGAGAAAAAUAGUCUUCAAACAAUAUAGAAGAAAAGAAUUAUAUGAGAGUGCAUGAAAUAUACUUUUAUUCCAAAGGGUAAAAAUAAACAGACUUGUACAAAUAAAUGUAUAAUGGUCGUUAUUACUUUGUAACAUUCUGAUGGGUUUUAAAAGAUUGCUGAGACUUGUGCCUAAAAAUUUUAUAAAGCCUUUUCUACCUCUUGCAAAGCAGCUUUUCCCCCUGCUUAUAUACUUUGUGUAUUGCAGUUCUGUGUCAGUGCUAAAAUAUGAGAAUUGUUAAAGGCUUCAGUACUCUGGCUUGAAAUAGUAGGGGAGAAUACUUCAGUUACUACUGUAAUCUUGUAUUAUUUGCUAGUUACUAAGUUAUCUUUUUAUAUUUGCUGUAUUUUCUCCUGACUGCUGUGCUUUGAAGAAUAGGGUCUUCAAACAUGGGAUUAACAGAUGAAAUGUUUCACGUAGAUGAGUGCAGCAGAGAGGCUGCUGCAGAGAUAAAUAUUUCUUUGUGGAAGGUCUCUGAAGUCUUCACUACCUAUCUGGCCACGCUUCCCUAUGUUAAAACAAAUUGUAUUAACCAAUGUAGCUUCGCCUGUGCAGCAAUACUGCUAAGGUUAAAAGCUAACCAAGCUGUUUCUAAAUGCAGUUUACUUUUAUUAAUACAAACCAGUUUGCAUGUGAAUUAGACAAAUGAUUGGAAAUAAACUGUAUUUUAUGUUGAUUGUC
Calidris pugnax (ruff) is the source of this 1531-nucleotide messenger RNA. RefSeq names its product glutaredoxin 5 (gene GLRX5). Gene Ontology annotation, molecular function: disulfide oxidoreductase activity. NCBI's taxonomy places the organism in Eukaryota, Metazoa, Chordata, Aves, Charadriiformes, Scolopacidae. The annotation marks the transcript as partial. The record is from RefSeq and is a predicted model, not a curated record. The transcript has 2 exons.